CCGCGAGCUCUUGUCACAAAGAUUCCGUAGAGACGGAUCCGUGCUGGGAAUCGACGCCCGCAACUUCCCGCCGGGGCCAAGAUGCGGAAGGGGAAAGGCGCGAAGCGGGAGAGGGCGAAGAAGGGGGCCAAGGCUGAGUCGAAGGUGGCUAAGGAAUCUGAGGCUGAGCGGGCCAAGGCCAGUGCAGCGCUAUGGGAAGCCCGGCUAGAGGUGACCGAGAUCUCCCGCUCCGAGUAUCGCGAGGCUGCCCGUGUGCUGGCCAGGAACAACGAGGAGCUGACAUGGCAGCAGCACUGUCUGGAGAAGGACACAGUCGAGGUGAUCAGCUUUCUCAAGAAGCAGGAUGUGGAGAAAGAAGAGCAGAUUGCAAAACUGAAGCAACAGAUAGCAGAUUUGAAACAGCAGGCCCAAGAAGAGAAUGAGAAAGUGGCAGAACAUUAUUCUGCACAAUUGAAGGAUCUGGAGGAGAAAUUCAGCAAAAAAGCCAGAGAAAUUGGCUUAAUUCAGUUGGAACUGAAAACAAUAAAAGAAUUUCGCAAGAAGAAAGCACAUAUGGAGAAGGAACUGGAAGAUAUAAAAGAGAAUAUGAGAAUCUCAAACAGGGAACAUCAGGAGACUCUUGGAAGGCUGGAGAACAGGUUCAUUGAAGAAAAGCAACUACUAGAAAGAGAGGCUGAGAAGAAGAUAGUAAUGCUGGCAGAGAGAGCCCACCAUGAGGCCAUUGUGCAGUUAGACAGCACUGGGAGAGCAGUGUUUAAGGAGAAUGUUCGUCUUCAGGAGGCUCUUGCUUAUCACCUGAAGGAGACAGAGGAGCUAAAAAAAGUCAAGCAGCAGCUAGAAGAGGACAAAGCUUUUCUUCUGCAGGAGAAGGAAACCAAUGAGACUUUGGUUCAGGAAAAGGUCCGGCAAGUCACUCUGCAAAAAGCACAGAUCCAAGCACUGCAGCACAAGGUGGAGAGACUGGAGAUGGCACUAGGUCAUAUGACCCAAGAAUUUGAAACAGAAAUUCAGAAGACACGGCAUCACGCUUUAGUUCAAAACCAGGCAGGCAUGGUAGAGAUCAACAAGCUGCAGCAGCUGCUGGAGAUGAAGGAUCGGGAGAUGAAUCGAGUGAAGAAACUGGCCAAGAACAUUCUGGAUGAGAGGAGUGAGGUAGAGAGUUUCUUCUUAGAAGCUCUGGACCAGGUGAAGCGUGAGAUCGUGUCCAGCAGGAAGUGCUACAAGCAGGUGGCCCAAGUUGCCUAUCAGAAGAAAAUGAUGGAGGCAUUUGCAGGGAAGGAAGAGUACCCCAAAAUCAGAACGUUUAACAGCAAUGCUCACAGCACAAAUAGUGUGUACAGGGACCUGCAGGAGGCAGAGAAAUGGACAAAUAUCCAGCAAGGGAAGGUGGAUAUUGGCCAGUUGACCUGGGAGCAGAAGGAAUGUGUUCUGAGGUUACUCUUUGCAAGAAUGAAUGGCCGGGAGCGACGGAAAGGCAAACAUGUUUUGGUCCCUUCAGCUCCAGCUGCUGUUACUCCUCGUUCUGAAGAAAGAAACAAAACUAGCACUGAAAACAUUGCUCCCAGCCUGACCUUCAUCACGCAGCAGGUCCCAGUAUCAGAGCCCUCUUCUCAUGGAGCAAUCCUUCCAGAUAUUGAGAUGGUAACGUCACAAACAGCAGAGUAAGGUGGCUGUAGACUCUGACUGAACAAGACGUAAGGUAAUGAUGGUUACUGCCUCACCUGCACCUUUUCUUCUGGGACACUUGUGUAAGUGGAAUGAUGCCACAGCUGUGAAAUCAUUAAUGUCCCCAUUUUAUCAUGGUGUUGGUUUGGCUUUCAUUUGAAACCAGCCUGAAAGGGGACUGUAUAUUAAUUUUAUAAACAUGUGUUUAAGAUUUUUUCCUCAAAAAUUAAAAAAAUAUUUUUUCUUCCUCUGGCUCAAGUUCUGUAGGUGGGUAAGGUUUCCCCAGCUGCCCAAUGGAAUCUGGGCUGGAGGCUGGGAUGGCACUGCAUUCUGAUGACAAUCUCUUUCUGCUCUAGAGUAAAAGUGUUUUUUAUAAGGAUAAAGAGCAUUUGGAAUGGAGUGAUAUGUAUGUGGAACCAGCAAAAGUCUUCCUGGCAGAAGUGAGCUCUGUGUAAAAGGAGGUGGCAACUUGGAUCCAAGCAGCUUUAGUAAUAGGAUCAAUGGUACAGCUGACCCCAAGAGGCAAAUUAACACUACAUCCAGACAAGAUCUUACUAAAAAAAAACACAACAAAACCUCAAAAGGUCAUUCAUUGAAGAAAUGCAUUAGCAAUUUUUAUCCACAAUCAGAUUGCAUAA
Molecule: messenger RNA, 2303 nt
Organism: Chelonoidis abingdonii (Abingdon island giant tortoise)
Lineage: Eukaryota; Metazoa; Chordata; Testudines; Testudinidae
Gene: BBOF1
Product: basal body orientation factor 1
Source: RefSeq, a predicted model, not a curated record